AUGCAUUCCGGUAAAGAACUGUCCUUUAAACUUGGGGAAGCAGAAAUAAAGCCGGCGGAAAUGGAAUUAAGAAAAGUAUUAGGAAUUGACAAAAAUGCAAAAAAGGAUGACACAGCCAGCAACGACGUCUACUCCACAAACAACAGACAAGAAACUGCCAGUCAACUUUCAAGCCUCACAGGAAGCAGGUAUAAAAAUAUCAGGUAUAGAAAAUCUAUUUAUCGCAAGGGAAAUACUAAAAGAACGGAGGUGACUUUUCUCGACCACGUUCAAGAUGAACAAAAGACGUCUCUACCACGUGACGUUACUGGUCCUGGUGUAUCGUGUGUUUCGAGGAACAAACAUAUGCGAAAAAGUUCAAGGAAUGAAAAACUUGAAGAAUGGGUUCGGACGAAUGAGAGUGCUAAAGGUAUAAUAAAGAUCGGAGGUGAAAAGAAGACCCUUGAAGCAAGAAAGUUAGAUGAAAACGAUUAUAUUUACAAAUGGCUAAACGGUCUUCGAGGGGAUGAUUCUAAUUACAGACCAAAUAAAAACACCAAAAUAAUCGAUCAAUUUCAUUAUGUCAUCUCUCCGUCCGACAAUCGCAUUUGGUUGACCUUGACACACAACAACAUGUUCAGUGUUCAUAAUGUUUUGUUCUUGUUUCCAAUGUAUACAACUCCAUUUGAAAGUCUCACGCAUCUUGACAUUUCUCACAAUCAACUUUCUUGGAUACCUGCGCAAAUAGGACAACUCGUUAGCCUUAGAUAUCUCAACUUGUCACAUAACCUCAUAGGGGAGCUCCCAUGUCAGAUAGCCAUAAAAAUGAAUGGAUUGCAACAAUUGGAUAUUAGCAAUAAUCCUUUGGUCAAACAAAUCGAAAAUCGUUUCGAGCUUUCCUAUUCAACCAAUUCAGCCGUUCCCAAACUUUCUGAAUUAUGUUAUCGUGAAUGUUUGAACCGUCAUAAAGAGUUUUUGAAUUCGAAAUAUGUGACUAAACGAAAAUAUUUAACAGAAGUAGUUCGAUCGACCCUAUUGCAUCCGAAGAAACGCGUGUGCUCUACCUGUGAUUGUUUGCACACGGAGUAUGCAGCGACUUUGCUCCAUUUUACAUGGGUUUGCUUAGUGCCAGAUGUACCUUUGAGGUACGAUUUUUGUUCGAUCCGUUGUGCAAAGCAAUUCGAAGAAGACCGUGCACGUGAAAAAGCCAUGGAAGAAGAAAAGAAGAAGCGCCGACGGGCAAGAUUUGGUUUAGAAAGCGAUGAUCAAGAUACUUCUACUACUAACCAUUCGAAUCAUUCCAAUUGA
Acaulospora morrowiae is the source of this 1287-nucleotide messenger RNA. Lineage: Eukaryota; Fungi; Glomeromycota; Glomeromycetes; Diversisporales; Acaulosporaceae. The record is from the annotation of a GenBank genome assembly.